Mauremys mutica (yellowpond turtle) is the source of this 1918-nucleotide messenger RNA. RefSeq lists its product as uncharacterized. The transcript is spliced from 6 exons. The record is from RefSeq and is a predicted model, not a curated record. Lineage: Eukaryota; Metazoa; Chordata; Testudines; Geoemydidae. Bases 110 to 1918 code for a protein of 602 amino acids.
CGACCUGAAGUCUGGUGGUGAAGGCUCCGUGUGUAAUCCACACACCUCCUGGGUGUGGUGUCCUGUCCUGUCAAGUGGCACCAAGACCACUUAAUGAGAGGGAGAUAAAAUGAGUCUGUGCUGCAGCCUUUUAGCUCACGCGGUAGAGAUUCAUGCAGUGGGAGUUCCGCUGCCAGAACAGACUGAACCUGCUCACUGUCCCUGCAGUACAAUGGAAUUAUUACGGGCUCUUCGGAGGAAGAGGAGACACAGAAAGAAAAAGCAGAAACGAAAAGCUUUUGGGUGCAGUGAGGAAGAGUUGGAAGAGGCUUGUGCAUCCCUAGAGACAUGCUGCCCUGUGCACCCGGAGAAGCUCCGCUUGGCUCAGCGCCUCAGGCUGGUUGACAGGAGGCUACAGGACAUGGCCAGACACCUGGAUGAAGUUCUGAUACCGCCGAGUGUGUCGACAUCUGUGAUGAGCCAGUUCUCCUAUUCCUCUAUGGAAUCCACCACCUCUCCCCUCUGGAGUCCCAGCUCCUUUUCCCUGAGAGAAGCCUCCGUGACUUGGUCAGAGCCCCUCUGCCACACAAGGGAGAUCAUGACUGUCACGAGCUGGGAAGGAUCCAUUCAUCCCAGCCAAGCCCAGCCUCUCCCCAGGCCUCCUGCCCACAGCAGACGAGACCAGCGAGAGCAGAACAUAGGUCUGGACCAGAUGUCAGCCCAUGGCUCAGACUUCAACAUCCGACAGAAGCAUCUGCAGAGCCAACUGGGGGCUCCACAAACCCCCAUUCCAGGGGAGCCAUUGCUGGGUGAGCAGGACACCAAGCAGCAAUGGGAAUUCAGCACAGAUCGGCCCAAAUGUGGAUUUCCAGCAAAGGUCCCAAAGCCCCUGAAAUCCGACACCAGGCCUCAGCAUGCACAGGAGAUCCAAGAGCCAUGUGUCUGCCCCUGGGGACCUCUGCCCCAAAAGGCCCACAGGAUUAUGGUAUCCCCUGAUGCCAUCCUGGCCAGGUUUGUGCCCAUGGCGUGGAUCAAGCUGCAGGAUCACGUGGCUCAAAAAUGCUUGGAGAUCGAAAUGAAGGCUUUUCCUAAGAUUGUGAGAGAGUCGCACAGAGAUGCUCCCCUCCUGACAGAGACUGCCCUGCCUGGGCCACUCCGCCCCCCUAGGGAGCCAGGCAAGCACAGGACAGCGGCAUUCCCAACCAUGGGACAACAGCCUGCCCACCCCGUCGAACUCCACAUAAGGCGUGAGCAUCUCAUCAUGCAGAGGGGGCUGCUCACCCUGGAUCCAGAGCCCCCGGCAAAGCUGCCUCACGCCGUCCAAGCCAGGGGAGCCAGUGUGGAGUUCAGUGAGAUGGAGACCGAUUUCCUGCAGACAGGGAGGCAAAGCACAAGCUCCUCUUCUUCCACACGUCCUCCAACGCCAGUGGAAGAUACCACCAUGGAGACGGGCAGGAAUGAUAGCGCAGCAGGAAACCAGACUAACCCAGAUCGCUGUCCUCUGCCAGCAAGGAUGGAUCUGACAUCGCCACCUCCAGGAACCACAAUAGCAGAGAAGACACUCGAAGCGACACUCCAGAUUUAUAGGAGCGAGUUGAGAAAGCCCCUUACCAGUGUGUGUGACAGCAAAGGGACUGAAGAGAAGCUGGAGCUGCACAUGGAGAGGAAGGUUCUCUUGGGAGAAGGCUCCUGCCUGGGGCCAGGGGCACAAGCAGGUGAGAGCAGGGCAGAUCUUCCCAGGACCCAAUGCCACCAGGUUGCCCCAGAGGCCCCAGGCUCUGAGCAGCUAACAAGAUCCCCCCUUGACUCUCUCAUUGCUGGGCAGGCUGCACACGACUUGCAGAUCAAGCACCUGACGGAAAUGUUGAGCAGCUCCCGCCCUUGGUGGGCCAGGUCUCAGUUUGCCAGCAGUGCCGCAAGGCACAGCCAGGAAAGAUGA